AAAAAUAACGUUGUUGGGCGUCUCGUUGUGUAAUCUGAUUAUACCAAAGCUUUGCAUUGCAGGUGUGCCUCGUGUGGACUGUGGAUAACGGGGCAACGGUCAUCCAAGGAAUCCAAUCUCAACAGCGACAACAACAUCGUCUUCUUUUCCAGAAGUUGAGUUCAUUUAUUUUUGGCCUCACAACUUUGCAGAUUUUGUUAUGGGUAGAGCAGUAGCCCACUUGUCGCUUUCUUCUCGUCCUUUACAUCAAUUACUUUGUGUUUGAUAAGGUGGUUUUUAGCUUAAUGGGUCCUGUCCAUUGAUGAGUUUUGCAUUAUGAAGGCUUCUUUUAAGUGGGUAUGGUUUGAAGUUUGAAUCUUGAAACUUGAAACUUUCGCUAAAAGUGAUUAUAUUGGGGUGGUUGCUGAAUGCUUUUGCAGAAAGGGUUUUGUUAAUUUUUGUAGGUUUUGACGUGGCUUAAUUUCUUAGAAUUGAGCGGCCUUUUUGGGUUUCUGAUACCUGUUUUAUUGGAAGAAAGAGGAUUUUUCUUUGUAUUGCUGACUUGCUGUUGUUGCUGCUGCUGGAAAUGGUGAUCUGGGAUUGAUUAUCUCAAGUUUGUAAGAGUACUGUUGGUUUUCUCUGUGAAUUGUUUCACUCCCUUUUGUCUAGCCUUGUGGAUCGUCUUUUUUUUAGAAAAAAAUUGAUUGAUCGUUUUGUCUGUCCAAUUGAUUAUUGCGAGAGAAGUCUUGAGUGGUUCCAUCAAGCAUUCAGUUUUGACAUUCUUACUUUGUUCAGAAAUGAGUGCUAGGAAUUUGAGCAAUGACUAAAUUUAAUCCUGUUAUCAGGAUGAUGUCUCAAUCCGUGGAAUCAAUCAUUUUCUAAAAUUGAUUCUUGCACUUAAAACUUAUAGGUUUAAACCUUUUUUGCUUUUGUGGUUUUGGAUUUAUGGAACUGGUUACCCCUGGCCUUCUUGUCUUGAGAAUUGAGGCAGAUUGGAAAAUAAGCUGUGGAACUUGGAUAGUGUAGUAACUUUCCCCAAGGAAGUGAAGCAUAAAUGGACUUAUGGGUUGUGGCAGCAACUGCUGCUACUGAAUAUAUGGGUAAGUAUUGGAAUAAUCUUUCAAGGGGUGAGAAUGACUUACUAGAGUUGGCUUCUGACGUUCCCAACUUUGGGAAGCCUGAAUCCCCAAGCUGUCCCUUCUCGAGGUUCAUACAGAGAAAGAGAGUGGAAAAAAAUGUGUCUGAUGAUAGGGGAAAGGGGUUAGAUCCGAGACAUUCAGAUAAGCAUCAACUAGAGUGUGCUUCGGCAGCAGAAGUGGAUUCUACUAAUUGGGAUGUCCUUUCAACAUUGCACUCAGUUCCAGCUCUCAUGGUAAGUUAUAAUCUAAUAGCAAAUUGGAACGGAAACGGGCCAAGUGGUGAUAUUGGUAGUAAAUAUGGUAACACUCCCAUGGAAGAGUUGGAUUCUUUACAUGGUUCAUUCAGGAAAAAGGGCUAUCUCAGAGCUAAAUAUUUUCCUCGGCAUUUUGUUAAACCUUUAAAUUCCAUAGAAAGUUGUCUUCUGGCUAAGCUACAGAUGGAAGGUGCUAAUGUGGAAGAAUAUGCUCUUAGUGCUCCUCCAUCAGCACGCAGACCAACUAUGAGGCCUUUGCUUGUAACUAAUGGAAGCAAAAUUAUUAGCAGAGCACGUCGUGAUUUUUCUAGUGCACAGAUCAGAAUUGAUGAUAAUAAACAGUGCAACGAGGGAAACGUUUCUGGCGUUCCUCAAUUACCCAGUGUUGGGUAUUCAGGUCACCCCAGGAAGCUAAAGCUUAAGAGAGGACAAAGGCACAAUAGCCGAUCAAGCAGUUCCAGUAAACAGCACAGCGGGAAGCACUUUCAGCCACAAGACAGGCCACGUAAUGGAACGUUUUUAUUCUAUCUUGGGGUCUCCGUUGGUAUAGUUUCAUCUUUCGUGAAAAAUACAAGAGAAGUGAACAAACUGAAAGAAUUGCUGAAGCAGACAGAAAACUUGGUUCAAGAUUUACAGGAGGAACUUGAUAUGAAAGAAUCAUUGACUAUGAAGGAGCUAGCUAAUGAGACAUCUGAAUCACAAGAUGCAUGUGUCCAUGCCUCUCACAACAUAGCACAACCAUUUUUCCCUGAACAGUGCAGGAAUAAUUCAACAAGUAAUGAUAGUAAAGAGUCUAACAAUGAGAAGGCUGUCGAGAGCUCAGAAUCUAUGAGUAAAAUUGAAGCUGAGCUUGAAGCUGAACUAGAGAGGUUGGGUUUGAACAUAAAUACAUCUAUUUACCAGGGAAGACUGCCCGAUCUUCAGCUUGACCCAGUUUUUGCAGCUGACUUUGCUGAAGGCGUAGUGAAUGUUGAUAUCGUCAAUGACCAAACCGUUGCCCAUCCCGAGUCAAAUCAAGACAAGAGUGGCACCUCCACACAUGAUUUUCAAAACUAUGUGGUCUCACCCCGAGAACUAAGCUUGCGUUUGCAUGAAGUUGUUCAAUCAAGACUAGAAGAACGAGUGGAAGAGCUUGAGACAGCCCUUCAAAGCAGCCGGAGGAAUAUGCAACUUGUGGAAUCAGAAUACGACAAUUCUUGGAGAAAAUCAGCAUACCGUGAGCUCAUGUAUUUCUCCACGCCUGAAAGUCCUAUUGCUAAAGAAGAAAGCAACUCCAUGCCCCUGCCUUUAGGUAUGAAUUUAUCAGGGGAAGCUCUAGAUGCAUACAACGAGGCGUAUGAAGAGCUAAUGAUGACAAACGACUCAGAAGAUGAGGAUUCACUAUCUGGGGUUUACAGAAAUAGACAUCAAAUGGACUUACAAAGUUUUUCCUGGGGCAAAAACGACGAGGUAAAUGGCUUGCACCAUACCCCAAGUAAAGAAGAAACAUCAAAGGAAUUUAGUUCUAGUCUUGUAAAAACAUCAGCAGAGCACUUCUCAAGGGUCCAGGACUUACUGGAUGCUGGUAUAAGCGCGGAGGAGAAUACUGAUAGCGAUGACAAUGAGAUGGAUCAGCAGUUGAUAAAGCUAAUUGUGGAGAAGGCCAAGAAAGAUUCCUCUGUAGUGCUGAAUGCACAGAAAGCAGCAUUGUUUUUGAGGGAUGAAAUUGAACAUUGAAAUGAAAUUAGUGUUUUCUGAGGUCUAUAGUCCUACAGUUUUAUUGAACAAAGCCA
This is a messenger RNA of Tripterygium wilfordii, 3144 nucleotides long. RefSeq lists its product as uncharacterized. Bases 1034 to 3088 code for a protein of 684 amino acids. The transcript has 3 exons. Gene Ontology annotation, biological process: asymmetric cell division. Lineage: Eukaryota; Viridiplantae; Streptophyta; Magnoliopsida; Celastrales; Celastraceae. The record is from RefSeq and is a predicted model, not a curated record.